AUGCGCGCGCUGCUCGGCGUCCCGACUCCCAUCUUCCUCCUGGUCGUGUACGGAUUGUGUCCGUCUAUGACGAUCGGGCCGAAGGAGGGCUGGCAGGUGUACAGUUCAGCUCAGGAUGCAGACGGUCGCUGUAUCUGCACUGUCGUGGCCCCGGAGCAGAACCUCUGUUCCAGAGAUGCCAAGAGUCGACAGUUACGCCAACUACUGGAGAAGGUCCAGAACAUGUCACAGUCGAUUGAAGUGCUGAACCUGCGCACUCAGCGGGAUUUCCAGUACGUCAUGAAGAUGGAGAACCAGGUGAAGGGGCUCAGGACCAAGUUCAGACAGAUCGAGGAAGACCGCAAGACCAUCAUGGCCAGAAACUUCAAGGAGCUGAAGGAUCGUAUGGAUGAGCUGCAGCCCCUGAUCCCUGUGCUGGAGCAAUACAAAACCGACACGAAGCUCAUCUCGCAGUUCAAAGAGGAAAUCAGGAACCUGUCAGCAGUGCUGACGGGGAUCCAGGACGAGCUGGGGGCAUAUGAUUAUGAUGAGCUUUACCACCGAGUGAUGAGCCUCGAGAGCCGUCUGCGCAGCUGCAUGAGCAAACUUACAUGCGGCAAAUUAAUGAAAAUCACAGGACCCAUGACCAUGAAAACGUCAGGCACGCGGUUCGGUGCAUGGAUGACCGACCCAAUGGCAUCUCCAAGAAACAACAGAGUCUGGUACAUGGACACAUACACCAACAGCAAGGUGGUGCGAGAGUACAAAUCCAUGGCAGAUUUUGUCUCCGGUCAAGAGUCUCGAACGUACUACCUUCCGUUUAAGUGGGCGGGUACCAAUCAUGUUGUGUAUAAUGGAUCGCUGUACUACAACAAGGAGCAAAGCAACAUUGUGGUCAGGUACAGCUUUGAGACAGGCCGUGUGUUGGCUCAGCGGGCGCUCGAGUAUGCUGGCUUCCACAACGUCUACCCAUACACCUGGGGAGGCUUCUCAGAUAUAGAUCUAAUGGCUGAUGAGAUGGGGCUGUGGGCUGUCUAUGCCACUAACCAGAAUGCAGGCAAUGUAGUGAUUUCUCGCUUGGAGCCUGAGACAUUGGAGCCUCUUAGCACUUGGAACACUGAGUACUCAAAACGCAAUGCUGGUGAGUCAUUCAUGAUCUGUGGAACACUCUAUGUUACCAACUCGCACCUUACUGGAGCAAAGGUCUACUACUCUUAUGACACAAAGACAUCCACCUAUGAGUAUGUGGACAUCCCCUUUCACAACCCUUACUUCCACAUUUCCAUGCUUGACUACAAUUCUCGGGAGAGGGCACUCUAUGCUUGGAACAAUGGCCACCAGGUUAUCUUCAAUGUCACGCUCUACCAUGUCAUCAAAACAGAAGAUGACUCAUAA
This is a messenger RNA of Neoarius graeffei (lesser salmon catfish), 1374 nucleotides long. It is a transcript of the gene olfm3a, whose product is annotated as olfactomedin 3a. Gene Ontology annotation, biological process: signal transduction. Bases 1 to 1374 code for a protein of 457 amino acids. The transcript has 6 exons. The record is from RefSeq and is a predicted model, not a curated record. NCBI's taxonomy places the organism in Eukaryota, Metazoa, Chordata, Actinopteri, Siluriformes, Ariidae.